AUGUUGACAAAUCAAAGUAACUGGUUUCUAGCAGCAUUUCUGGCCAAGCGCCUUCACUUGCGUUUCCUGGCAUGCAUUCUUCGAUAUUCACUGGAUUUCAACAGUAGCCCAUGUGACUUAACUGUAUAUGGUGAGGCAACCUCCCGUCGUCAGAGAAUUCGUCCGUCACACAUUAAGGAUCCUUUGAACUGUACCUAUGAAGAUGGUGAUUUUUGUGGAUGGAACGAUGAUCCUCGUGACGUACUUGCCUGGUGGGAAGUCACCGCUAUACCGGACCGCUUCACGAAUGCGGUUUGUCUGUUGGCUAGCACCGAAUUGGGAGAUGCCAGUCAAAGUACUGCUCCGACUCACGAACAAACUAAUUCACCGGCCGACUGCAGCUUCGAUAAAGGUCAUAUAUGUGGAUGGAUGCCUGACCCCAGGGAUGGUGGAGCUCAGUGGACUGUCUCCAGUGUAACACUUGGCGAAGAGCAUCCAAACCAAGCCUUAUGCCUAGCCGGUACACCAGCACCGUAUACCUUGGAUGUUGUGGACGAAGGUGUGAAUCGCGAUCCGACCGCCACCCUGAGUGCCCGAUUGUGGAGCAGAAAGUUUUACCAGCUCCAGAAGAACUUCCGUUGCCUAUCUUUUGUCUUUCAUGUCACCCAUUGUGCUGAUUUAGAUAGGAUCACAAAAGCAUCCUCCUGUCCUCACCUUUCUGUCCUUCGACAUUCUUCUGGGUAA
Molecule: messenger RNA, 723 nt
Organism: Opisthorchis viverrini
Lineage: Eukaryota; Metazoa; Platyhelminthes; Trematoda; Opisthorchiida; Opisthorchiidae
Exons: 3
Coding region: 1-723 (240 amino acids)
Cellular component (GO): membrane
Source: RefSeq, a predicted model, not a curated record